Messenger RNA from Zasmidium cellare ATCC 36951, 1689 nucleotides. RefSeq lists its product as uncharacterized. The coding region runs from base 1 to 1689 and encodes 562 amino acids. Gene Ontology annotation, molecular function: nucleobase transmembrane transporter activity. The transcript has a single exon. Gene Ontology annotation, biological process: nucleobase transport; transmembrane transport. NCBI's taxonomy places the organism in Eukaryota, Fungi, Ascomycota, Dothideomycetes, Mycosphaerellales, Mycosphaerellaceae. Gene Ontology annotation, cellular component: plasma membrane. The record is from RefSeq and is a predicted model, not a curated record.
AUGGAGAAGAUCAAAGAGUUCAGCAUCGUCAGGUUCUUCAACAAGUUUGCUGUUGACAGCGAACCCGGCCUCACGAAUGCCCAAUUGAUGUUUGCAAAUGAAGAUCUGAAGCCCGUCGAGCCUGAGCGAAGAUUAUGGAAAAGUCGAAACUUCGUGGCUUUCUGGAUAUCUGAUUCCUUCAACAUCAAUACGUGGAUGAUAUCGAGCUCCAACAUUCUCGACGGCUUAUCCUGGUGGCAAUCCUGGAUUUGCGUCUGGGUCGGGUAUUCCAUCGCUGCAUGUUUUGUCUGCCUCACCGGUCGAAUCGCUGCAAAGUACCACAUCUCGUUUCCCGUGGUGUGUCGAAGCAGCUUUGGUAUUUGGGGUAGUCUGUGGCCGGUACUCAAUCGAGCGGCAAUGGCAUGCGUCUGGUAUGGGGUUCAGGGAUGGAUUGGCGGUACUUGCGUAUACCUGAUGAUCAGAUCCAUCUGGCCGUCAUGGGAUUCGUAUGGCCCUGGAGGAAGGAACAACACCAUGCCAGCUUCAUCAGGAACGAAUACGCGCGACUUUGUCUCCUUCUUCCUGUUCUGGCUCGGAUCGCUGCCAUUUCUCUGGCCUCCAGUCCAAAAGAUCCGCCAUCUUUUCACAGUCAAAUCAUUCAUCGUUCCAACCGCUGGCCUUGCAUUCUUCAUCUGGGCUAUCGUCCGAGCCAACGGCAUCGGCCCUAUUGUUCACCAGGGUGCCACUGUUGGGGGGAGUACGCUGGCAUGGGCCAUCGUCAAAGGCAUCAUGAGCGCCAUUGCCAACUUUGCCGCCCUUAUUGUGAACGAUCCCGACUUCGCUCGAUUCGCGAGAAAACCCCGCGACGCCUUGUGGUCACAGCUGAUUACCAUUCCUGUUGGCUUUGCGGUUACGAGCUUCAUCGGCAUCAUCGUCUCGUCCUCAUCGACGGUCAUCUUCAAGGGGGAUCCAAUCUGGUCGCCGCUCACACUACUUCAGAUGUUCCUCCACGAAGAGAACGUCAGCGGUGCCACACGCUUCGGGGUCUUUGUCAUAGCUGCAGCGUUCACCCUGGCACAACUUGGCACCAACAUUGCGGCGAACUCGAUUUCAGCAGGCACCGAUAUGACUGCUCUAUUUCCCCGAUUCAUCAACAUCCGCAGAGGAUCAUACAUAUGUGCGAUUGUCGGCAUCGCGAUGUGUCCGUGGCACUUGCUGGCCGACAACAACAGCUUCACGACCUAUCUCUCGGCGUAUUCGGUGUUUCUAUCCUCCAUUGCAGGAGUCAUGUGCUCCGAUUAUUACCUGGUCAGGAAAGGCUACCUCCAAACGCGCGAUCUCUACAGCGCGCUCAAGAGCGGGCCGUAUUACUACCACUGGGGCAUCAGCUGGAGAGCAUAUGCCUCCUACAUUGCUGGUAUUUGCAUCAACGUGGUCGGUUUCGCUGGUGCGGUUGGCGCCACCGUCCCCGUUGGAGCGACGUACGUUUACAACUUGAACUUCUUCGGCGGCUUCAUCGUGUCUACCGCCGUCUAUUACCUUCUUUGUCGACUCUGGCCUAUUCCAGCUUGCAGCGAUACUUGGUUGGAAGUCGACGACGAUUCGGACGAUAGGAGUGGCAGCUUGGUGUACGGCCUCGAGGGUUCAGAUGCCGAAGUCGUGGAGGAGUAUGAUGGUGGGAAGGCGGAUUUGCCAAAGGCUGCGGUAUAG